UGAACGUGUCCAGGGGCGGACUAGCAACUCAUGGGGUCCCCGGGCAAUAGGGGAUCAUGGGGCCCCUGUGUCCUUGUCCACACUCAAACCACACCCAAAAAAGCCUAUGAUAGGUACCAAGGGCAUCUCAUGGGGCCCCCUACUGACCCAGGGCCCUUGGGCAUAGCCCGAGUGCUGGAAUGGUCAGUCCGCCCCUGGACGUGUCUGGGUUUGGCACCACCAGGGGCGGACUGACCAUUUGGAAACUCGGGCACUGCCCGAGGGCCCGGGGUCAGUAGGGGGCCCAUGAGAUGCCCCUGGUACCUUUUUCAUAGGCUUUUUUGAGUUUGGGCAAGGACACAGGGGCCUCAUGAUCCCCUAUUGCCCGAGGGCCCCAU
Messenger RNA from Staurois parvus, 377 nucleotides. The record is from the annotation of a GenBank genome assembly. Lineage: Eukaryota; Metazoa; Chordata; Amphibia; Anura; Ranidae.